Ornithodoros turicata is the source of this 768-nucleotide messenger RNA. RefSeq lists its product as uncharacterized. The coding region runs from base 1 to 768 and encodes 255 amino acids. The record is from RefSeq and is a predicted model, not a curated record. The transcript has a single exon. Lineage: Eukaryota; Metazoa; Arthropoda; Arachnida; Ixodida; Argasidae.
AUGGCUUCCUCUUCCUUAAAACCCCGAGAUCGGAAUCGGAAACCGUUCCGCACCGAGUACCAGCAAAUUGAUUUAAAUACCUCAACACCCGAAACAUGGUUUGCAAAGUUUCUCGUUGUCCACUCGAAUGACGACACAAGACCACUGUCAAAGGUAUCUCCUUUUGUAAUAGCGAAAGCACUUGAACAGCUGAUAGGUAAAGAAUACAAUGCCAAGAAACUGGGCUCUGGAGAUAUCCAAGUCCACGUUGAAAAGCGAGAGCAAAGCAUUGCACUUCUUUCACUGACAAGCAUCAUUGGGAUAUCUGUCAUAGUAAGUUCACACCGGAGUCUCAACAUUGUUAAAGGAGUAAUUUCUGAGAGCGACCUUCUUGACUGUUCGGAAUCGGAACUUCAAGAAGGCUUACAACAGCACGGUGUGGUAGCUGUAAAGCGAAUAGUCAUGCGUAGGGAUGGGAAAGAAAUCCCAACAAAGCACAUAAUCCUUUGUUUCAAGCUACACAAGCUGCCAGACACAAUCAAGGCCGGUUACCUCAGUUGCAAUGUGAGGGCUUACAUCCCCAAUCCGAGUCGCUGUUACAAGUGCCAGCGGUUUGGCACGGUUCUCAGGUAUGCCGUGGGCAGCCCGUCUGUGCUAAGUGCUCCGGCAAAGACCAUUCGUCAGAGUCGUGCAGCAAUGAUUUUCAGUGUGCCAAUUGCAAGGGUAACCACCCUGUUUACUCCAGAUCAUGUCCUUGUUGGAAGGAGGAGAAACAGAUCCUCAAGCUGA